Molecule: messenger RNA, 4800 nt
Organism: Trematomus bernacchii (emerald rockcod)
Lineage: Eukaryota; Metazoa; Chordata; Actinopteri; Perciformes; Nototheniidae
Gene: slc16a10
Product: solute carrier family 16 member 10
Biological process (GO): transmembrane transport
Molecular function (GO): monocarboxylic acid transmembrane transporter activity
Source: RefSeq, a predicted model, not a curated record
GCAGACUCUGCAUCGGCUCCUGCAGCACAGCCCGGACCAGUGUGACUCUACCUGAGCUCAGCCCAAACCUCCGCUUUAACUAAUCAUCAAUAGAAGUUCCCCGACGUAAAGACAAUGACAGAAGGGGACAACAGGCCAGGAGAAGACCGAGCGGAGCGGGGCGAGGAGCCCGCCGGGGCUCCAGCAGAGGAGAGGAAGGAGAACGGGGACAGCAAGAUGACCGUCCCGGAGCCGAGCGCGGGGGCUCAGGAGGUGGAGUUCGUGCACCCAGAGGGUGGCUGGGGCUGGGUGGUGAUGCUGGCCGCAAUGUGGUGUAACGGCUCGGUGUUCGGGAUCCAGAACGCCUUCGGAAUCCUCUUCCUCUCGCUGCUCCGGGAGUUCGGCUCUGAGGACGACGCUGACCUCGGCUUCAAGACAGCGUGGGUGGGCUCCCUCUCCAUGGGGAUGAUCUUCUUCUGCUCUCCCAUCGUCAGUGUCUUCACCGACAUCCUCGGCUGCAGAGUAACGGCAGUGGGGGGGGCAGCUGUUGGGCUGGUUGGCCUGCUGGCCAGCUCAUUUGUCACGUCCCUGGGCCCCCUGUAUUUCACCUAUGGCAUUGUGUUCGCCUGUGGCUGCUCUUUCGCCUACCAGCCCAGCCUGGUCAUCCUGGGCCACUACUUCAAGAAGCGGCUGGGUCUAGUGAACGGCAUCGUGACGGCGGGCAGCAGCCUCUUCACCAUCACGCUGCCCUUCGUGCUGUCGGGUCUGCUGGAGCGGGUGGGCCUGCAGAACACCAUGAGGGUCCUCUGCAUCCUGAUGUUUGUGCUGAUGCUGGCCGGCUUCACCUACAGGCCCCUGCUGCCCGUCAAACCCGGCAACACCCGCACCGGCAGCCGCUUCCCCCCCUUGAGCAAGAUGUUCAACAUCCAUAUCUGGAAGUCUUUGGGAUAUCGCAUUUGGGCCUUCGGUAUCCCAGCAGCCCUCUACGGCUACUUUGUGCCUUAUGUUCACCUGAUGAAGCAUGUGGAGGAGCGUUUUGGAAAGGAGGCCAGUAAAGAAGUUCUGCUCAUGUGCAUCGGCAUCACAUCCGGUGUGGGCCGUCUCAUCUUCGGCAGGGCGGCAGACUACGUUAACGGAGUCAACAAAGUGUACCUACAGGUGGCCUCGUUCUUUGUCAUCGGCCUCAUGUCCAUGAUGAUUCCUCUGUGCAACAUCUUUGGGGGGCUGAUCGCCGUGUGCCUGCUGAUGGGACUGUUUGACGGCUGCUUCAUCUGCAUCAUGGCCCCCAUCGCCUUUGAGCUGGUCGGAGACAAAGAUGUCUCCCAGGCCAUCGGCUUCCUGCUGGGCCUGAUGUCCGUGCCCAUGACUGUGGGGCCCCCCAUCGCAGGGUUCCUGAGGGACAGACUGGGAAGCUACGACGUGGCCUUCUACCUGGCAGGUAUCCCCCCCAUCGUUGGAGGGGCCAUGCUGUGUCUGAUACCCUGGGUGGAGGCCAGGCGCAAGAGGAGGGAGAAGGAGGACGCCCUGAACAAAGAGCAGGAUGUCACUCAGAGGAUGAUGGAGCCUGAGAAGGCGGAGCCUGAGAAGGCGGAGCAAGAGGCACGAAGAAAAACUGGCGAGUCUGUCCUCUAAGUGACUAAAGUGACAGACUGACAGAGACACAGCUGGAUCAGCACCAAAGCAUGCCAAAGUGUUGAACCAUAUCAGAAAGAAUCCAAGGUGAAGUCCAGUUCCACAUGAAUGUGAUCCUGAAGAACUAUGCAUUAGAUCGUUUGACUGAGCUAGUCUAACAACAGAACAUUUGAGAAAACUGCUCAUUUCAUAUUUUCAUAACGUGCUUAUUACAAAUGUAAUGUCAAAGUUUAAAGCCACUGUAUCUACCAAAAACAGAUGUGGCAGUCUUAAGGGAAAGGCAGACUCAGGCCAGUCUUUACAAUCAGUUUUCAACACUACCACUUACACUUAGAAGAAAAAACACUUGAUUUGUCCUGAAGCCGCCAUCUUUAUCGUCUCCUGUUAACAACGUCUUAGAGCCAACAUUUAACACUGGGGGUGAUGUGGUCAUGGAAUUCAAAGGGACAGGCAGAGUGUGUGGGGUGGGGGCUGACUGGAUCCAGGAGCUCUGUGUGGCCCCACUCAGACCCUCAGGGGCCCCAGACCCUCAAGGUUCAGCGUUCACCAUGUCACAGUUAGCUUGUUGUAAUUCAUUCCACAUUAGUUUGGUAAUUGUGUAUGUACGCCAUAAACUGAAAUGAUAGGGGCCUUAAAGAGUCUUAAUAUAUGAUGUCCCCCAGUGUGUGUGACUUCAUCAUUUCAGUUUAUAUCGAGCUUAUAUGGUGUUUAUUCCUAUAUCAAAUUGUGAUAUAUGGAAUAAGCAUAACCUCCUGUGCCAGAGGAAGCUCAACAGAAACACUUCCACAACAGUACUAACAGUACCACUGUGUUAUCUGUUACUAUAUAAAGCCAGAAGGUUAGCUUAGCUUAGCAACCAGCCUGGGAACAGCUGGAGGAACAUCUCUAAGGCUCAGUGUGUUUGAUCUCAAAAUGAAUGUAAAGAUGUUAGUGCUGGUGUUCCUGAGGUUCAUGUGCCGGACUAUUACUGGGCGAGGAGCAAAGCUAAGCUCAUUUCCCCAUACCUUAACCCAUUGCUUUAACAAUAAAGACUCUUGUCCAGCGCACGCACCCAAGCGUUCAGAUAUGAACGUGAAUAUUGAUUCAUUAGAAACAUAUUGGCAUUUAGUUUGUGUAGACUGAGGGUGUUUCUCAAUGGCGAGUAAAGCUGCUUCAGAGCCACUAUUUCAAGCAUACUACGUCAUCGAGUGCCGCCGAAGUACUGUUCCAAUCUCCAGCAUACUUGGAAAUCUACCGAGCCCGGCGUACUCCGUUUGGAGAAAUAUCGAGGCUGCACAUGAGUAGACUCCGCGGUCUUAAAAUCCCCACAAUGCUUUGCGCACGGACCAAUUUCCAAAAUCUGUGGGGAAGAUGUUAGGCGGGGCCUCUCAUAUGACGCACACCUGCACACUUGCUAGCCUGUUCCACUCUUUGUUUUCCGAAUGCCAGGAAGUAUUCUUGACUCGCUUCUGAAGCACGAUGCUCGGCAGACAUGUGCUACCAAGCAAGCGUACUCGACAUUGAGAAACACCCCUUGUCUAUUCAUUGACAUUAAGCAGUAUUUCUUUGUUAAACACCAGUGUUGAGGUUUGUUUUGAAUGCUUUUUCUGUUUUACACUCUCAUCGUGUGACAUGGAUUCACAAUGUCGUGCCUUUGUUGUAAAGUCUCAUAUGUUUCAUGGUAUACAGUCCCCUCCAAGACUAUAGGAACAGCGAGGCCAAUAGCUUUAUUGGGGAGAAACCCCCUCAAACAACUGAAAGAGGCUCGGUGAAAGCCUGGAAGAGCAUCACAAAGAAGAAUGCAGACGUUUGGUGAUGUCAGUGGGUCGCAGGAUUGAUGCAAGCAAAGGAUUUACAACUAAGUACUAAGUAUUAUUCACUUUUCACACUUUUUGAAGUGUUCCUAUACUUUUGCUCACUUGGUAAAUGGGUGUGUUUAAACAAAAGGUGCUAUCUUCUCAGUUCACAGAUCUAGAUGUAAAUACCUGGAGUUAAAAGCUGAAGUACUGACCUUUUGUCUCAUCUUCAUCUUUUCAUGUCAAACCUAAUUGUUUUCAUUAUACAGCGAAAAUAAAGCAAUUGGCCUCGCUGCUCCACUCGUUUUGGAGGGGACUGGAUAAAGAACAUGAAGUUUGCUCUGUAGCUGACGCUGUCAAGGUCAUAACAAGUCAUCACCUGCUCGCGUCCUCUUUAAGGACCAAAAACACACCACCUUAUAAAAGGCCAUCACACAUUUACAGUAUGGUAUCAUUUGAAGCAUAAGUGGAAGUGAGGACAUGUGACUAAUCAUGGACUGUGACCAUCAGUCAGUGAAGGCAGUUAAUCAUUAUCUCUGUGCCCGGUUCUAGCCGUUAAUAGAAAGGGAUUUGUUUUAUGUUUUCACAUUGUAUUUAUUUCUUGUUUUUUGUGGAGAAUGUCAUGCUGUAAUUGACGGGCAUUUGCCUAAAGCCUUGAUUUAUUCUAGUGAAGACCAAAAUGUAGUGGAAUGAAAGAGUGUUAAUGCUGUUGGCGUAGUGUCUGUGUUGACUGGCAGAUGAUUGUGGAGAGCUUUGUGAGUCCAUGGUGUUUCCUCUACCUCAGAUGUUGUAAAUGUGUAGAGCUCUGUUCCUCCACCACAGCAGCGUGACUCGACUAACCCAAAUGAGUUACAAGUUAGAUACCUCUCUCCAAAGCUUGGCUCUUUAAUGAGCUGGUUGCUGUUCAGAACCAAAAUUGCCUUUUUUGAUAUGAGGAACUUCGACAGCGUUUACAUAUUUUCUCCCCCCUAAAUAUAUAUUUUUAUUACAAUUAAAUCACAUCUGUUGCCUUCAUUCGAAUGUAUCUUUUUUAAUGACAUUAAAAUGGCAUGACUGUUUAUAGCAUGACUGUUUCUUUUUUCUCCACAAUGUUUAUAGCAUUUCAUUCUGAACUUGCUGUUAUUAUUUAAACUCAAAUGUAAUUAAACCACAGACUUUAUUCUGAAUAUCUCUUCUGCAUAUGUGUAUGAAAUGUAUCUUUUUUUCAUCCUAUUUCUGCAUAAUUUUUGCCUAAUAUUUGUUCAUUUAUUGCUACAUGUUUGUUUCAUGCAUAUCUCCAAAUGUUUUCUACAAAAGUAUGACUUUCUUAUCUUUCCUGCAGAACGUGUGGUGAACUACAGUAUAUCAAAUGUAAUAUUAUGUAAACAAUCGCAUUUCAGAAUUUUCAAGACAGUAAAAAAGAACGUUUACAAUU